This is a messenger RNA of Dicrocoelium dendriticum, 1518 nucleotides long. Lineage: Eukaryota; Metazoa; Platyhelminthes; Trematoda; Plagiorchiida; Dicrocoeliidae. The record is from the annotation of a GenBank genome assembly.
AUGCAGGACAUUGUGCUGACUGCGCAAGAGGUCUUUACUGUGAUGACUAACUUGAAUCCCUUCAAAUCAGCCGGUCCUGACGAUGUACAUCCGGCAAUAGUCAAGCCACUAGCUGACAUCCUUCAACAUCCUGUUCUGGAGCUGUUCAACUUGUCGCUCCAGGAAUGCAAGUUGCCACGAGACUGGAAGGAAGCAGCCAUAGUUGCAAUUCACAAGGGUGGCUCCAAAUCGGAGCCCCUUAACUACAGACCCAUCAGUCUAACCUGUGUUCUGCUCAAGUGUUUAGAGAAGCUUAUAAGAAACCGGAUUUGUGAGCAUUUGGCGGAACACAAUCUACUUAGAGCAGAGCAGCAUGGUUUCAUUAAAAAGAAGUCGUGCCUCACUAAUCUACUGUGCUUCCUCGAUGAGAUUACUCGAUGUCUUGACGACGGGAUUCCGGUAGAGGUCUGCUAUCUUGACUUUAGCAAGGCUUUCGACUCAAUAAAUCACCGUUUCCUACUUGAAAAAUUAGCAUGGUUCGGAGUACAUCCUAGACUUCUGUCUUGGGUGUCAGAAUUCUUAUGUGGGAGAACGUUUCGAGUUAGAAUCGGUGAUGUGAGUUCUAGUGUGGGCGUGGCCUACAGUGGAGUACCCCAAGGAUCGGUGCUAGGUCCAAUUUUGUUUCUUAUGUUUAUAAACGACUUGGCUCCUCUUAUUGAAGACCCCUGUUACAUCUUUGCGGAUGACUUGAAGCUAGUCAGCAGGGGUAACCGUGCAACACUGGCCAAGGAUAUCAUCAGUGUGGCAAACUGGUCGAAGCAAUGGGACUUGCCCUUGAAUGCAAGCAAGUGCCAAAUUCUGACCACUAGUAGAGACGUACUUGCAGUUCAGACUUCCUUUGGGCCCUUCCCCUUACAAUGCACUACCCAGGCACGCGAUUUAGGAUUCAUUAUGACGAGCAGCUUCAAGCCUUCGAUGCAAUGUCGAUACGCCGCCAACAAAGCGCGACGAGAAUUGUUUCGCCUCAGGAGGGCUCUGUGUAAUACCAAGCCAGAAGUGUUCCUGCCACUAUACAAAGCAGUGGUUAGGCCACACUUAGAGUAUUGUGUUCAAGCUUGGUCGCCCUAUCUCCGUGAUGAUGUUCUUUGCCUGGAGAAGAUUCAAAGACUAGCAACCAGGAUGGUUGAAGGUCAACGGGGGAAGCCGUAUGAAGAUCGCCUAAAGAGCCUGGGGUUGUUUUCCCUUGAACGGCGUAGACUGAGAGGCGAUCUGAUAGAAACAUUUAAGAUCAUGAAGGGCUUCAGUGCCAUCGUGCCCUCUGAUUUAUUUGAGCUGACUGAUUCUGAAUGCUUGCGUGGACAUCGCUUGAAGCUCAAACAACAGAGAGCUAGACUGAACGUCAGGGCUAAGUUCUUCUCAAAUCGUGUAGUGCGCAACUGGAAUAAGUUGCCUUCGGAACUAAUGGAUUGUGAGACUGUGGUUGCCUUCAAAGCAGGCCUAGACAGGUGCUGGCCGCGUAUUUUUCCGGAAUUAAUAUAA